This is a messenger RNA of Populus euphratica (Euphrates poplar), 2356 nucleotides long. RefSeq names its product scarecrow-like protein 3. Bases 739 to 2169 code for a protein of 476 amino acids. Lineage: Eukaryota; Viridiplantae; Streptophyta; Magnoliopsida; Malpighiales; Salicaceae. The record is from RefSeq and is a predicted model, not a curated record. The transcript is spliced from 3 exons.
CACUUGUAAGGAUUUGCCUUGCAAUGCCCACUAUCACCCACUAAGCAACAAGCAGUGGUGUUGUUUUGUUUUGUUGGGGCACCCUUGUAUUCUUGUUGUGUUCGAGCAUAAAACACAUGCUUUUGGCCAGCUGUGAUUCCCAUCCACUCCACUCCAUGACAAGAGUGUUUCUAGAGAGACUGAUACAGACAACACAGAAUUUAGAGAGAGAGAGGUAAUCUAGGGGGCUCUGGUUUUCAAGAAAUUCCAUUAUUCCCUCUGAUCCCCCUCCAUGGACAACAAAACAAGUAGUGACAAAAACAACCACUUGUUUUGUCUCCAAAGCAAACAUGGAAAGUACCCUAAAAGCCAAGAGCUUUAAUUCCCAUUUCACUGCUCGUUUUGUAAACAAAAGGUUAGGCCAGAGAGGAAACCUUUGUAGAGUAGAGCGGAUAGCUCUUGGUUCACUUUGAUGGAUUAGGAGAAUUGUGGGACCAAGCUUGAAACUUUCUUCAGGAUUUUGGGUGGGUUUCUUGUGAAUUUCAAAACCCAGUUGUGGAUGAUUCAGUGUUGGUUUUGAACUGAAAUUCACAGGAGAAAAUCAGUGAACUCUCCCUGAAAACUUAAACCAGUAGAGCUUGCUUUUCUCCGUGUUCGUGUAUUCUGUUUGGUUUCUUGCUGUGUUUGGUUACAGAGAUUGCGUGGGAAAAGAACGGAAACUAGACUGUUUGAUUGGUGUUGAGUUUGGUCUCGUCGUUAAUGGUAGGAAUGGUUCAAGAAGAGGGAUCAUCAUCUGUAACUUCACCUUAUCAAUUCUUUCCAUGGAUGCCACUGCCGCCGGGGAUAGGAUCACCAUACCCUUGGCUGAGGGAACUGAAAUCUGAAGAGAGGGGUUUGUGUCUGAUCCAUCUUCUUCUUGCCUGCGCUAACCAUGUAGCGGUUGGCAGUGUUGAGAAUGCAAAUAUUAGCCUUGAGCACAUCUCCCAUCUUGCCUCUCCUGAUGGUGAUACGAUGCAGCGAAUUGCUGCUUACUUCACUGCAGCACUUGCUGAUCGCAUUCUUAAAGGAUGGCCUGGUCUGCACAAAGCUCUCAAUCCAAAACAAGUAUCUUUGAUAUCUGAAGAAAUUCUUGUUCAAAGAUUAUUUUUUGAGCUCUGUCCCUUUUUAAAGCUUUCAUACGUGAUCACAAAUGAGGCCAUUAUAGAGGCCAUGGAAGGGGAGAAGAUGGUUCAUAUCAUCGAUCUCAAUUCCUCUGAGCCUGCCCAGUGGAUCAAUCUUCUUCAAACAUUAAGCGCACGGCCAGAAGGACCACCUCAUCUGAGAAUAACAGGUAUUCAUGAGAAGAAAGAGGUGUUAGAGCAAAUGGCUCUUCGGCUGACUGAAGAAGCUGAAAAGCUAGACAUCCCUUUUCAGUUCAAUCCUAUUGUGAGCAAACUAGAGAAUCUUGACCUUGGAAAUUUGCGGGUUAAGACUGGAGAAGCUCUUGCUGUCAGUUCUGUACUUCAGCUGCACGCUCUCCUGGCCAUGGAUGAUGAGAUGCAUAAAAGGAACUCUCCAUCAGGAUCUAAGAAUCCAAGCUCUAGCCAUUUUCAGAGAGUCUUACGGAUGAACCAAAACCGACAUACUCUAGGUGAGUGGCUUGAGACAGAUUUGGUCAAUGUCUAUAGCUCUAGUCCUGACUCAGCAUUAUCCCCACUAUCUCUUUCUGCUUCACCGAAGAUGGGCAGUUUCCUAAAUGCACUUAGGAGUCUCUCACCGAAAUUGAUGGUGAUAACUGAGCAGGAAUCAAAUCAUAACGGGCUUAGUUUAAUGGAGAGGGUCACAAAAGCUUUGAAUUUUUAUGCUGCACUAUUUGAUUGCUUGGAGUCUACUGUAUCGAGAGCAUCAUUAGAGCGGCACAAGGUUGAGAAGAUGCUAUUUGGGGAGGAAAUUAAGAACAUCAUCGCUUGUGAGGGAACUGAGAGAAAGGAGAGGCAUGAGAAGUUGGAAAAAUGGAUCCUGAGGCUCGAGUUAGCUGGGUUUGGGAGCAUUCCUCUGAGCUACCAUGGUAGGCUGCAGGCAAACAGAUUAUUGCAGAGCUUUGGCUAUGAUGGAUAUAAAAUCAAAGAAGAGAAUGGAUGUUUACUUAUUUGCUGGCAGGAUAGACCACUAUUUUCUGUGUCAGCUUGGAGAUUUAGGAGGUGCGAUUGAAAGAUUAUCGAACAUAUGGGGACUGCUUUCUAUUAUUUCGCUACUGUUCUUUGUAUAAAGAAUGAUAACCUUUAAUGUGCAGUUGCAUAAUGUUCAACUUAUAAACUUUUAAACAUUUUCUCCAUUUAUAUAACGUUUUAUUAGAUAAUUGUUUAUGUUUAUUUACUCUCUGAUAAAAGUUGGAUGA